Molecule: messenger RNA, 210 nt
Organism: Adineta steineri
Lineage: Eukaryota; Metazoa; Rotifera; Eurotatoria; Adinetida; Adinetidae
Source: the annotation of a GenBank genome assembly
AUGGAUGGCGCUCUAAUGUCAAUGAAUCACGUAUUAACACUCAAUCCCAGUCAAAAUCAACCGAAUAUGGAAAGUCAAAUAACACCUGAAACUAUUGCUGAUAAUAAUAUAUGUGGCACAUCUUCAAUCGAUCAAGCUGAAGUUGAACAUUUGUCUGAUAAACAAACGGAAUUGUUAACCAAUGAUGAAACUCCCAAAGAUGUGGUAUAA